This is a messenger RNA of Lemur catta (Ring-tailed lemur), 799 nucleotides long. RefSeq names its product nuclear protein 1, transcriptional regulator (gene NUPR1). Bases 233 to 484 code for a protein of 83 amino acids. Gene Ontology annotation, cellular component: nucleus. Gene Ontology annotation, biological process: negative regulation of cell population proliferation; negative regulation of cell cycle. The transcript has 3 exons. Lineage: Eukaryota; Metazoa; Chordata; Mammalia; Primates; Lemuridae. The record is from RefSeq and is a predicted model, not a curated record.
GGGGGCUGGGACUCACAGGACCAACUCUCUUCCCCUCUCAGGACUGGUGUUGCUGGACUGGGUUCUGGGCCAGGGCCAGAUUGCAUCAGACAGAGCCUGAGGGGCUGGACCAGACUGUGGUCUGAGGAGGAGCCUUGUAAGCUGGGGCGAGUGGAGUGGGAGAGGAGAGCCACUUGGUCAGGAACCAGACACAAAGCUUUGGAAGACGACGAGAGACGAGAGCAAGCCAGACAUGAUGGCCACCUUCCCUCGAGCAGCCAACCCCUCCCAGCAGCCAACAGGCCCCGAGGACGAGGACCCCAGCCUGGAUGAGUACGACCUCUACAGCCUGGCCCACUCCUACGUGGGAGGUGGAGGCCGGAAAGGUCGCACCAAGAAAGAAGCUGCCACCAACACCAACCGCCCCAGCCCUGGUGGGCACGAGAGGAAGCUGGUGACCAAGCUCCAGAGUUCGGAGAGGAAAAAGCGAGGGGCUCGGCGCUGAGGUGGAGCUGGAGAUGAGGCCAGACCACGGACACCACACCCAGCAACGCACACAGGACUAUGGAGGAAUGAGGCCCUGGGGACAGGAUCCAGGCCUGCUUGCCCCAUCCCCCACCCCCAGGACUUACCCCACCUGACUGAGUCACUGAGGGGCUGCCAACCGAGCCCUGCUAACCCCAGCAAAAAGGCAAGAUGGAGAGCAAGAGGCAGGGAACAGAGAGGUGGGGGCAGGAAGGCACCAAGGAAAAGAAAGCCACUGAGGAAACCGGAACUCUCUGACAGUGGCUGCCACAAUAAACAAAGUACAGCAGCUGCA